Molecule: messenger RNA, 4078 nt
Organism: Ruditapes philippinarum (Manila clam)
Lineage: Eukaryota; Metazoa; Mollusca; Bivalvia; Venerida; Veneridae
Product: centrosome-associated protein 350-like
Biological process (GO): microtubule anchoring
Cellular component (GO): centrosome
Molecular function (GO): microtubule binding
Source: RefSeq, a predicted model, not a curated record
AUGGUCUGGCAAAGAUUAAGGAGACUAUUCGUAAACAGCAGAGCAAGACUUCCAGUCAGACAAGAGAGAACAAUGAAGAUCUGAUAGGUGCCGCUGGAGGGGAUCUCGCCGACUCUGUCGCCCCCUCACAUCGUCUCCUUCAUGAUGCCAGCGAACCCAUCAUGCCUCGUUCACAAGAUCUUAUAGAAGGUUCGGAAAAGACGGCAAAAGUUCGUAAAAUAGCUGCAGGUCCAGCUGCUCCCUCUUACAAAGGAUUUAGCGAAACAGAAGUGAAGUACAGAAUUGUGGAAAAUAAAGGGUCAAAAGGUCAAGAUGGUGGACGCAAGGAAAAGAAACGACAAGUCAGCAUUAAAGUACAAGACCGGAGAUAUGAAGCUGUCGGAAAUUGGUUGAGUGUUGAAGAUGAAGGAAAAUCGAAGAAACUGACAAGAGUUAUAGCCCCUAGUAGAAAACCUGUCAAGCAGCAACCACAGCCCAAAAACAAAGAAAUAAUUACUACUUCAUCCUGGAGAGUGGGUCAAGAAUUGAUUUUGAGGGAACUUGGUCCAAUGAAAAAGAAGCCAUCAAGAAACAAGGAAAAUACUGAAUUUUAUCGAAAUGAUGCUAGCAGCCCAACAGAGGAGAGGCCAGAAACUCAGGGCGGGGAGGAACACCUCCGGGGUGCUGUUAAUAGUGCCACAGCUGCAGAGAUUCAAACCCAUAAGGCUCUGUCAGAGGAAGCUCGUAGAGUUUACAGUGACCUUCAUAUAGAUGAUGAAGAAAUUCGUAAACAGUCAAGAGAAAGAGAGAAAAGAUGGAAAGCUCCAAAACGGAAGGCCCCAAAACCUACAGAGAGUGAGAAUCCUCAGCAACCAUGUGCCAAACAGCGUCAUUACGACCAGGAACAAAUACGACGAUAUAUGCAACGUCAGAAAGCUGAACGAGUGCGGCAACAGAAGGAGGAGGAAAAACGCAUGAGAGAGGAAGAGGAGGCUCGUAAAAGACAGCUUGAAGAACUGUAUAACAAGCAAAAACACGCAACACAAGUGUCGGCUGCUGCUGGCAAGAAGGAAAAAAAUAGACAGAGACAGAACUUUGAGGUGAUGCAUGGCAUUUCGUUAAAUGAUCUGCAGAAACAAUCAUAUCAUUCAGAAAGGACAAGAUUUCUUAUGAGUUCUGACCCUGAGAAUAAAGAAAACCAUGACAAUGAGGAUAUGGAGAUAAGUGACAGUAGCUCUACUCUAACCGGGGACGGGUCUGAUGAUAACUCUCCUAAUACUUCGCCAAGGAGGUCGAAAAUGAAUGUGGAUGCACCAAGUAACACCCGUCAAACAUUUAGUAGUAGUAAUAAUAAAGAAGUGUUAAAAGUGAACAAAACUCAUACAAACAUACAACCACGAGUUGAAAAUGAAUCUUCAAAUAUAAGAACUUUUGGUGAUUUUACUUUCGAUAUUGGCGGAGUUACAAAUAAAUUCUCACAAGCCUUACAGGCCAAAUUAAACGAGGAGCCACCGUCGCUAGCCGGAGCUUAUGGUAGCAUGAACAGUCAGGAACAUUAUUUAAGUGACCGUAAUCGCCAGAACGAUGGAUUACCACGAAGUCGUGCAGAUAGAAUACAGGCUAUUAAAGACACGGCUGCAACCUUACAGAAUCGGUUAAAGGAAGAAGCGAGAAAAAUUCAGGCUCAAACCUCCAGUACUAAUAAAAAUGAAAAUGGUGCUACUUCACGUCCUACAGUGAGAUGGAAUGAUGAUACGUCACAUCGCGACCGAGAGGAAGAAUUCAUGUCACGAUAUGAUCGUGUGAUAGGAGCCAACGAAGAUCAUUCUGUGUUUAAAACAAAUCUUCCAGGUUCCCAGCCUCAGACAAGGCAACCUGAUGUUGGGAUUACAGCAGGGAACCAGCCCAAGUUAAUCUCAGGAACCAAUGAUAUUGGUGAAGAUACAACGAUAACAGAGACCUCUACCUUUAGUGAGAUUACGUUAACUGACGAUUCUGAUGAGGAAGAAUUGCAAGGCAGGAAAAUUGGUACGGGUCUGCGGAAGGCGGAGUUUCAUGCUGGAAGUUCCAGUCAGACGGGCCUUAGUAAAGGUACCACACAACUCAAUAUCCCUCGUCCCACCCACCCUGCUACCAACAAGGCCAGUAACUCUUGGGACGAUUCUCGCACAGAUGAAUUUAAUGUGUUCAGUAUUUAUUCUCGUAGACAAGAACGACUGAUAAGACCUGGUAGGGAGCCAAUGUCUAAAAAGAAAUCUGCUGAGUCAGAAAUUCAAGCUAGUGUGACUCAGAGUCAGUCAGCUGGGCCAUCCAUAAAGUCCAGCUCAUCUCAGCGCCAACCAGCUGUAGGGACAGGGAGAAGGUCACCCGGGUUAACAGGCCGGCGUGCUGAUAGUCCUUACAGUCAGAACUCUGAAUCUCUACGCACUCUGAGUCCUGUUGAGAGGACAAGAUCAAAGCAGUCAAAGUCAGGUAUAAAAUCUGAAGAACAUUAUGGAGAUGAGGAAACUGUUGGUGAAGAAUCUUACACACAGUCUUUUGAAAGUGAGGAAAAGACAACAUCACGAGGAAAAAGUAUGACAGAUAAAAUUGUUCAUAGCCACAGAAGCUUGCCAGCAACAUCAGUAAGAUCAACAACUAAAGUCUCGGAUAGAGUCUCACCUGAAAUGGAAUCUAGUAUGGAAGAAGAGUUAUCACAGGAUGAAGCCACUCCGAAGAGCAGAGCGAAUGUUAUCAAGAUUCUGAAUCAGCUGGACCGCCAGCGACUUUCCCCGAACUCUCUUGAACGUAGAUUCUACACAGAGUUUCACAAUUUGGAAAGUAUGGAGAUGUCAUUAAAACAGCUUACAAAUGUAGAUAGAACGCGUGCAGUAUCAAUGGCCCAGCAGGAAACCGUUUCACUUGCUCAGAUGCUCAAGGCAAAACAGCAGGGUUAUGACCAGCAGUUGAAAGAAAUUCAGUUAAAGGCUCAAUUAGAGGCUACAGAAGCAACAAAACAACUUGAAGAUGCUAGAAAACGUGCAUCUGAGGCUGCGAUCAAUGCUGCUGAUAUGAUUGCCAAGGUAAGAGGGGAAGGGGUGUCUGCAAUUCAGGAAUCCACAAGAAAACUCAUUGACACUCAGACUGAGGCUGCAAAAGCCACUGCAGAGGCUGCCAAAUUUUUGUCUGAAGCUCGGGCCCUUGGCCUCCAGGACACCAACACACUGGCUGUAGAGACUGCAGCCUCUGCUGCAGCUUCUGCUGUAAAUACUGCCCUCGAGAAGAAAUGGCAGGGUAAGAGUAAGUUGAGUAAAUCAACGAAACGGCGAUCUGACGAGGCGCAUGAUCAUGAUGAUUCUGAGAGUGUCGGCUCUGUGGAUGAUUUUAGUAUAAACGAGUCAAUGACAGAAGAUGAAAAGGAGGAGAAAUCGUUCCGACUUAUUUUGCCGUCAGAAAGUCACAGAAAGAAAGGAAAACAUGUUCACUCAGAUAAUGAAUCUGUUGCUUCUGAAGCAUCUUCAACACGACUGUUAGAUCAUGAUAUCCAUACAUUGUUUAAAGAAGGUUCGUUUGACAAGUUUACAGAAGAUAUGGUUAGGCAGUUUAUGAAAGAAGAAGCCUUGCAGGCUCAGCAUCAGCAAUCAUUAUUAAAACUGAGAGAAAAUGCCUUAAUGGAGAAGACAAAAGCAGAGUUACAAUGGUUAGAGCAGCAAAGACAACGAAUCCGAAACAAAGGUGCCGAUGAUUCGUACCCUCAGAUCAAGAAACGACAGAGAGGCCUCAAGAUGAAGUUACAAGAACAACAAGAAGAGAUUCGUAGAAUGAGAGAAGAGAAUAAAGCAGCAGCAAAAGAACGACAGCGUAAAUUAUACGAAGAAAUCACAAAACGACAGGCGUCUCAGAGUAAGACAAAGUCUGUAGCCACACCAAGAGGUAGGCUUGGACGACCAAAAGAAGUUCACACUGAGGCAGAAGUUAGCUCGAUUGACGAGGCGUCAGAUGCAGAGAAACAGCGAAAGGAUUAUAAAUCUGACUCUGAGAUUUACACAGAGCCAAAGAUAAGUGGAAGAAGAUCCAAACAAAAUCCUGAAAAAUACAAGAAGAUUCAUCUGGAUGAAAA